GAAAAAAAGAAGGGAAAAAAAAAAUUAAAUCACCAUCACAGUUUGCCCCCAACAAACAAAAAUCUGAGGAUUGGAAUAUUCUUCAUCAUUUGAUAUGGUUUUAUGCCAAAUUUCAUCCAGUUGUGUUGUAUAUCAUGAACACAUCAGAAAAACCAAAAACAUCAAACUUUCUUAUUUAAAUCAUAGGCAAAGAUAAGAGAUAUAUUCCUUUGACAAACAAUCAUCUCAUCAUUCCCUUAUUCCCCCUCCUUUCUUCUCACUUUUUUUCUCCUCCAGUCUCAUAAAAACUCCAUCAUGGAGAUUAUUUCUUCAUCCCUUUCACCAUUUGAUUCCCCUGUGAUAUCAUUCACUUUGAUGUUUGGAGCCAUCUAUUUGUUUGGAUACAACUUAAUCUUCAAGAACUGGGGUUCAAGUAAGUAUGAAGCCACUAGUUGUUUCAUCUCUUUGUUCCAUGGAUCACCAGCUGUGAUUUUGUCCAUCUUAGCAUUGAUUCAAUCAUCCCAAGACAACACCAACAAUCACAGUUCACUUUCUAUGCUUUUCCAAGUGGGUAAAGAAAACACAGCUUCACAGGAUUUGGUACUUGAAUUCAGCAUUGGAUACUUCAUCAUUGACCUUUUGCACUACAUCAUCUUCAUCCCAAAAGAUGUUCUGUUUAUAGCCCACCACUUUGCCACUCUGUAUGUUUUAGUGACUUGUAGGUAUGUGGUUCAUCAUGGUGGGGCUGCCCUGCUUGGCUUACUUGUUCUUGCUGAGAUUACUAGUCCUUGUCAGAACACUUGGAGCUUAGCUAGGUACAGGAAAGUGGAUUUGCCUGAAGCUGCUAGGUAUUAUGAGUUCUUGUCACCUUAUUUCUUCACAUUUUACUCAGUGGUUAGAGGGGUACUUGGACCCCUUUAUGUGUUGAAGAUGAUUGGAGCAGUUCUUGGAGCAAGUGGAGGUGCAGCUGCUGCUGCUACUAGUGGUUUGGUUUUCUGGACUUGGAUUUCUUGGUUGACUGUGAUUACAGUUGCCAUUUGGGUGAGCAUAUUGUGGAUUUUGAACCUUUGGAUUGAUUUGUUCAGAAGAAGAGCUAAUUUGAUGAAGAAAGUCAGUUAGUUUUGGUGUUUUCUUCCUCAAAAUUGGAACUCAAGAUGAUGGUUGUCUGGGUUAGUACUGUAGAUAUAUACUGUACAAGCAAAUCAUUCUCAACAUUAAAUAUAGUUUUAUCAUUAAUGGUAGUAUUAUUUACUGGCUACUGCUUAUCUUCUGCUGUAAAACUUUGGAGAAAUUGGAAUGCAAUUUGGGUAAGUUGUAUAUGGAUAUAGAUAACAGAUUCCUGUACAAUUUUUUCUUCUGUACUUCUUUGACUUUCUUUCCCAUUUGUCUUAAAAAUGUUUAGUGGAUGGCUUUGUGCAUAUCUUAUCUUCAUAAUCCACC
This is a messenger RNA of Oldenlandia corymbosa var. corymbosa, 1419 nucleotides long. The record is from the annotation of a GenBank genome assembly. Lineage: Eukaryota; Viridiplantae; Streptophyta; Magnoliopsida; Gentianales; Rubiaceae.